Messenger RNA from Aspergillus caelatus, 2015 nucleotides. Its product is annotated as D-arabinose 1-dehydrogenase (NAD(P)(+)) ARA2. Gene Ontology annotation, molecular function: D-arabinose 1-dehydrogenase [NAD(P)+] activity. NCBI's taxonomy places the organism in Eukaryota, Fungi, Ascomycota, Eurotiomycetes, Eurotiales, Aspergillaceae. The transcript has a single exon. Gene Ontology annotation, biological process: dehydro-D-arabinono-1,4-lactone biosynthetic process. The record is from RefSeq and is a predicted model, not a curated record. Bases 558 to 1976 code for a protein of 472 amino acids. Gene Ontology annotation, cellular component: cytosol.
GACAUUUGUGAAUUACCUUUUAGAAUAAGUUAUCCAGCAGGAAUACUGUUGGGCUUACAUAAUAAGACACGAGAGUUCGAGGGGCGAAAGGGACGAGAGGAACAUGAAGAAAAAAUAAAAAACAAAGUCAAUUGCCGCUGAUGUUGAUCACCGCCUUGAGCCGAGAUAAUCAGGAACACCCGCCAUAUGUAUGUAGGGAGGGAUCCUAACAAUCAAGUUCACGCAAACCAGACAGCACCGCUUUCAUUUGGUGGGGACUAUACCCCGUGUAAUUCUUUACGCUCUUCCAUCUGCAGCCCCUCCCUUUGUGACAAUGAAUCUCCGGGAGCCCAUGGGGUUACAGCUAUGGCGCCAUCCCGAGCGGAGGUUCCGCGCCGAUGGUUAGAAAUCCAAAAAGUCCGGCCACUGUCCAGAUUUCCGAUCGCUUAUCAACGCUCAUUGCCCCUCCCUUAACCUCUUCUCUCGCUCUGUUUUACAUGCCGUCGAUGCUAAUAGAGUAGUCCCUCAUCGCUCACCUCCGUUUGAGUCCCUCGCCGAACUCUUCUUUGACCGCGACAAUGGGACGCCCCUCACUUCCCCUGUCGGCAAAUUUGCCGCCACUGGUCAUGGGCACUGCGACAUUCAACUCUCAGUACAACCCCGAUCCCUACGCCCUCCCUACUACAGAAUUGGUCCAUCGUGCCCUCACUAGUGGUGUCCGCGCCUUUGACACAUCGCCCUACUAUGGUCCCGCGGAGGAACUCCUCGGCCGAGCGCUGGCCACAGAUUUCGUCCAGUCCAACUUUCCCCGCUACACAUACCGCUUGCUCACCAAAGUCGGUCGAGUCGCGUCUUCUUCCUUCGAUUACUCCCCGGAAUGGGUGCGAUAUAGCAUUCAGCGCAGUCUUCAUCGUCUCCACACCGACUACCUCGACGUAGUCUACUGCCAUGAUGUCGAAUUUGUCUCGCCACAAGAGGUGCUGCAGGCCGUUCGGGAACUGCGCCGCAUCCGCGACACAGAAGGGACGAUUCACUAUGUGGGUAUAUCAGGAUAUCCCGUUGAUGUACUGAGUGAUCUUGCGGAAAUGAUCCUACGGGAGACGGGCGAACCGCUCGACGUCGUCAUGUCUUAUGCCAAUUUCACCCUGCAGAAUACCCGGCUGCUCACCGAAGCUCUGCCCCGUCUUGUGGCUGCUGGCGUCGACGUGAUUCCCAAUGCCUCACCAUUAGGAAUGGGUCUGUUGCGUCGCUCAGGUGUACCAAUUGGUAGUAUGGGUGACUUCCACCCCGCUCCGGACGGGUUGAGAAGCGCAAUCCACCGCGCCGCGGAAUGGGCCAAUACUCAGGGUGAGAAGAUCGAAGUAAUUGCCAUCCGGUUCGCGCUCGAGUCGUGGCUCCGCGAGGGCGCUACAGCAGGCGCUCUGGGCCCGCCUUUGGCUCGGUCUGCGGACGCGGAUCCGGGCUUCCUCUCCGUUGUGAACAUGGGAACCGGCGAGCGACUUGGUGUCAGCGUGAUGGGCGUGAGCAACCUAGACGAACUAAACGAGACGCUCCGAGUCUGGCACAGUAUCGUCGAGGGUCUAGAAAACAAAGACGACGAAGAAAUCACCCAAACCGGCAAUACCCAAUCCAACCCAGCCGCCGUCCCUUCAGCCCUCCAAGCCCCUACAAUCCUCACUCCCUCAGAAGGGAUCAUCACUGACCGCGCAUGGUCGAACUCCCGUCGUCACCGCAUCUUAACCCUUGCCCAGGAAAUCCAGGCGAUCCUGGGCUCCGAAUGGGUGGACUUUGUCUGGUCAAGUCCUGGAACGGACUUCGUCAACACUUUGUCUGCCGACCAUCUCGCCUUAAAAUCAGAACUGGCUGGACUUACUUCCGCAGGACGGGAAAAGGCAGCUCCUGCUACAUCGGAUGGUCAAACGAUGAUUACUCCCCCGUUGGAUGCAGUAGAUACGAGGAUACCCGUCGAUGUAGCCCCUUCAGAUGUUGCGUUGUAAAUAUCAGAUUCUUCCAUUGUAUAUGUUUUUGCUCAAAAA